UUUUGGAGUAACACAAGGAACUGGUGAUCAAAACCCUUCAAGUUUUGGAGUAACACAAGGUAGUUCUGGACUCCUCCAAGGUCUUGGAGUUGUCGCCAAGUGUUCCAACGGACCACAUCUGGCAAAAGCGUCUUCACUGGAGUCUCUGUCAGAUGCUGGAGGAAGGUUUGAGAGGGACUCUGAACUGAGGAGGUCCAAAAGCUCGAUGAACGGUUUCUGCAGUGGCAGAUCCAGGUCUGACCCUGAUGAGGAUAUUGAUGACUUGCUGCUCCCGGGUGGUAGACAGAACAAUGAAGGAUUCGAUCAUUUACCGUUGGACAGUGGCGUGGAGAGUGCAGCCUCUAGCUGGGACCGCAUGGCAGAGUCUGCGCAUGCGCGACUCCAGGACGAACUGAGGAGAGCUCAUCACAAACUGAAGCUGAAGGAUGAGGAGGUGACCAGACUCAGCAGGAUCAGGAACGAGGUGGAAGCCGAACUCGAAGAGUUGACCGCUAGUCUCUUCCAGGAAGCACACAACAUGGUUAGGGAGGCAAACGUAGCUCAGGCAGCGGCCGAGAAGGCCCUCAAGGAGAGUCACAUGCAGAUCGAUGUGUUGACCGCUGAGGUGGCCGCCCUCAAGACCCUGGUGCUCACCUCCACGCCCAGUCGACCCAACCCGCAUCUGCAUCCACAGAUUGAUCCCAAGUCCAAGGAGGAUCACGGUGGUAACGGUAGCGGUCUCUUCCGUAAACAGCAUCGUAGAUCACCUUCUCAUUUCAACUUGAAGUAUGGCAGGGAAAAUUCCCCACCCGAUUCGCCAGCCAAAGAGCAGAAGGCUCCUCAAAGCCAGGUUGACACCGGUGACAACGUGGAUAUGCUAGAGGUAAGAUCCUAGGUGACAAUGUGGGCA
Molecule: messenger RNA, 889 nt
Organism: Nilaparvata lugens (brown planthopper)
Lineage: Eukaryota; Metazoa; Arthropoda; Insecta; Hemiptera; Delphacidae
Product: guanine nucleotide exchange factor for Rab-3A-like
Exons: 4
Coding region: 206-874 (222 amino acids)
Biological process (GO): exocytosis
Cellular component (GO): Golgi to plasma membrane transport vesicle
Molecular function (GO): guanyl-nucleotide exchange factor activity
Source: RefSeq, a predicted model, not a curated record